Aureobasidium namibiae CBS 147.97 is the source of this 429-nucleotide messenger RNA. RefSeq lists its product as uncharacterized. Gene Ontology annotation, cellular component: EMC complex. The record is from RefSeq and is a predicted model, not a curated record. The transcript has 2 exons. Gene Ontology annotation, biological process: protein folding in endoplasmic reticulum. NCBI's taxonomy places the organism in Eukaryota, Fungi, Ascomycota, Dothideomycetes, Dothideales, Saccotheciaceae. The coding region runs from base 1 to 429 and encodes 142 amino acids.
AUGGCUCUUCUGUCUAGCGCCCUUAACAUCUUUGGCGCUGUGUUAUUGGCACAUGCUGUCUACAGUGCCCAUGAACACUCAACCCUAGCCACACUCGCCGGCCAUCCUGCCGCAGCUCCGGCUCACUCGUACAUAAUCCCAACAAUCCAUCUGCCGCUAGACAUCACACUCGAGACAUUGGUCGCCGUUCUGCUGCUCUGCGUCGGCAUCGUCAUAGGCAGCCCGGAGUUGAAGCCCAUCCAAUGGCGCGUCUGGGCUGGCAAGCUGGAGAAGGACAAGGCUUCAAAGACUGAGACCAUUAAUGGAGAUCCAUUGGGUCCUAGGGGAAACCCCUACGCCGCACUGGAGCAGAGACAGGGCUUCCUCGACAUCAGAAGCCAGCGCACCGAGUUUGCCGAAUGGGUCAAGAGUGGCAGCAGCAAGAAGUGA